Molecule: messenger RNA, 3452 nt
Organism: Wyeomyia smithii (pitcher-plant mosquito)
Lineage: Eukaryota; Metazoa; Arthropoda; Insecta; Diptera; Culicidae
Gene: Nct
Product: nicastrin
Exons: 3
Coding region: 1158-3278 (706 amino acids)
Biological process (GO): Notch receptor processing; protein processing
Cellular component (GO): membrane
Source: RefSeq, a predicted model, not a curated record
CCAAAUAGGAUUUUAAAAUCAGGACAUGUCCUGCUAAAUCAGGACGGAUGGUAUCCCUAUACACAACAGCAAUGAGAUUUAGCUGUUUGGGGAUGGAUUCUUACGAACGCCUUAUUACCACUGUGGUAUAUAAUACUCAAGAAGGCACGGUAACUUUCUGAAAAAAAACAUUUGUUUUUGUACCGUUCAUCAGAAUGCUACUGCAUCAGCAGUCACUAAAUAUCACUUAGAACAUCAAAUUAUAGGGAAAACUUUAAAGAAAUUCCUUGGAAUCUUAUCUGAAAAGCAAUCAAUAAUUACAAUUAAUUUAUAAUUUGUUUGCCCCGUUUACCCGAAUUAACAAAAAAAAAGGUAAAAUGACCACUUUUGGGACGCCGGCACAGAGAACAGACAUUGAUGAUUAUAUAAAAAAUUGAAAAUGGUGUGUGCAAUUUGUAAUCAAAAUACGUUAAAACAUUAACGACAUCUGUCUUGUGGUGCCAAAAUUGCACUGCAUAAAAAUUGCCGUAUCAAUAUUUUAUCAAUAUUAGUGCUUGGUUUGUUUCGACGCGAGUGCCACAUACCAGGAACAUUACCUUUUGCCAUUACCAUUACCGGUUAAACGACGGUUGCAAGUUUUUACUUAUCCUUUGAAAAUAAGAUGAACGUCUGUUUACUGUGUUUGUACGCUUUCCACUUUACUUUGAAUGUUCACUUGAAUAUUUUAGAUAAUAAUACCAGAUAAAAUCUAGGGUAAAAUCGUAAAAAAUAACAUAUAUCAAAACAACAAAAACAUGUUGUUCAGCAACACUGCCAAAAUCAAAACAGUAAGCUUGAUGGUAAAUUAGGUUGUUCAGCUAUUCACGAAUUUCUAACUUCAUAUUUUCAGCAAAAAUAGAAAAUAGCUACAAAAAAUAAAAUUUUCGUCAUAUCGCGUGGAAUCACUCAUAUACACGAGUGUCGGUAUAUCUGGCAUCCCUGGCCAUACUGAAAGUUGUUUUGUUAGCUAUCAGACACGAAAAUUAGAUGGUAAACAGAUCUUGAUUGUUUUACUCGUGUUACUAUAGUUAUUUUAUAAUAUUCAGUGUAAUUCUAUGUUGAGUGUUGUAGAAGAAGCAUAAACGAUAGCCAUAGAUAUCAUACAGUAAAUUAAAUAAAUAUCGCUUGGGAGGUUCGCAAUGCCACCGCGAUACCUGAGGCAUUUGAAUGUCCUUUUAGUUUUCAUAUUUUUGAAUCAUGUACACUCUCAGCGUAUUAAGGACGACAUGUACACUUCGAUCAGUGGAGCACAUUGUUUUCGCCGAUUGAAUGGAACUCAUGUAACGGGUUGUAGCUCGAAACUGGGAGGUUCGGUUGGUGUUUUACAUUUUGUGCGUUCGUCAGCGGAUAUUGAUUUUGUAGUUGAGCAGCAUCCGGCUCCACCAUAUGCACCGGUUAUAUCUCCGCAUUUGUUUACGAGAGAAAACAUAUUGCGAUUGCGUGAUCAUGGAGGCGAACAUAUAUCGGCGGUGAUACUUAUUAAUAAUGCGACUCUGUUGGAUCAUUACAGUCAGGAAUCACCAUGUCCUAAUCAGUUUAGUGGGUUGAUUGCUUCGCAGAUGGGCAGUGAAACUUGUAGCAUCGAUCAGCCACAGAAAAGUUGGAAUCCUUGGGGGACAGGAUUGCUUUUGGAAGAUUUUCCUUUUCCCAUUUAUUAUGUCGCGGAUCCGGACGAGAUUGCUAAGUUGUACGAUUGUUUUGAAAAGUACAACAAUCACGAUCUGAAUAACCAACAUAGUAGAAGUUUAUGCAGUAUUCAAGUGAAUGCCUUCAUGUCAGCUGCUGUGGAUUCUCGUGUUUGCUUGGCGAGAUCAACGUUCUUCAACUCGUUGAAUCCGGUGAAAUUUUGUGAUCCGCUACAAGGAAAAAAUGUUUUUGCUACGCUGUUUCCUCGAGUUCAGGUGAAUCCAGAAGACCGAAAAAUUGAUUUGACGGAAAGAAUCGUUCUGCUGUCUACCAGAAUGGAUACAACAACAAUGUUUGACGGAAUCGGUCUAGGGGCAAUGGACUCUUUGGUAUCUUUCUCGGUUCUGAUGGCAAUCGCACAUUUUCUGGCAAAAGCCUACCCGCAGCGGAUUAGUUCAAGCGGACCGAACGUUUUGUUCGUUUUCUUCAAUGGAGAAUCGUACGAUUAUAUCGGUUCCCAAAGAUUUGUGUAUGACCUACAAAAAGGAGCCUUCCCAACCAAAGGUGGAUUGUCGAAUCCUAUUUCAAUGGAUAAUAUCGAUCUAAUGAUUGAUUUGGGAUCGAUGGAUAAUCUCAAUGAUCUCAAGUUAUAUCACGCUUCGCAAUUAUCGGCAGUUCCUCAUAUAGUUCAAGCUAUUGAACGCAUAAACCUAUCCUUCGGCUUUAACAUAAAAAUGGAUAGCCCCAUAUUGACGACAAAUCUACCCCCUAUGUCAUCGCAUUCAUUUCUUCGAGAGAAUAGUUCUUUUCCUGCGAUAAUGUUUACAUCAGUACCAGGAAAUCGUUUUUAUCAUUCGAUAUACGACGACAACGAAAAUUUAAAGUUUGUCUACGGAAACCAUUCGAAGGAAAUUGAUUUCACACAGCUAGAAGAUCUGUCGAAGCCAAAUGUAUAUUUUCCCGAAGAUUCACUACAGAUUCGGAUUCGAAAUGUAUCUUCUUUGCUAGGAAUGAUGAUCUUAGAGUUAAUAUCUGGAAACCCUUACACCGCACGUUUGGGUACCAACAGUAUUCUCAUUGAUGAGUUUUUGUACUGUUUUCUGCAUUCGGCCAAUUGUCCAUUAUUUCACGCAGCAGCGAAACCGGAUUCACCUAAAGCGUUUCCAGUACCACCGACACGUUACAUCAGCGUUCACUCUACACUUCCUUCAGAGGCUUCUGGUUGGACACAUCGAUUGUUAGGUCUUCUGGUCGGCCAAAAGGUGGAUAACAAUACCAAGACCGAUUGCCAAGCGCUGCAUUUGCCCUACAAUUGGUACGCAGGUUACUCAGGAGAAGGGGAAUGUCGUUUGACUACUCAAAACUUCAGUCAGGCAAUGUCGCCGGCGUUUUUGAAUGAUAGCUAUGAUUUCGCAUCCGGCCAGUACUCCACAUGGACCGAAUCAACGUGGCGUGAGAUGUCAGCACGAAUAUUCCUUCGACCGUCAGCAUCACACGAGACGCUCACGCUAUCUGUCGGCUUUGUCGUAUUGGUGCUUUCGUUUGUGUUGGUAUUUUUCGUGAACAGCCGCUCGGAAGUGCUGUUCAAUCAAAGUGCAUCGACGAUUCCUAUUGCUUCACCGACACAGUGUUGAAUGCCCGCCAUUGAGCAAACUAAAUGAGGAAGCAAUUUUCUGUGAGAUGUAUCUAUUUAUUAAAACCGCUGUGUAAUGUAAAUCAAUUAAUAAUUUUGUUUUCCGCUAAAUUUUAAUUUUGUCACCAAUAUUACAGGAGUAGAAAUAUAAAAUUAAUAAGCUGACUACUUCAAA